Molecule: messenger RNA, 1035 nt
Organism: Bacidia gigantensis
Lineage: Eukaryota; Fungi; Ascomycota; Lecanoromycetes; Lecanorales; Ramalinaceae
Exons: 1
Coding region: 1-1035 (344 amino acids)
Biological process (GO): DNA-templated transcription initiation
Cellular component (GO): RNA polymerase I complex
Source: RefSeq, a predicted model, not a curated record
AUGUUAAUGAACACGGAGGAGGCAGACUCGGAGCUACCGAAACAAAAGAAACAUAAAAAGCAUAAGGAUAAAUCUUCGCGACACUCCGAGAAGAAGCGCAAGCACGAGGAGGUUGACCAAAUCGAACAUUCGUCUCCGGUCAAGAAGCAUGGACAUCGGCACCAGAAAAGGGAAUCCUCAGAAAACGAUCAGACACUGACCGCCGACAAGCCCGAUCACUCCCCAUUCCAUCAUGAAACAUCCUCGCUUUACGUUCCGUUAGCACCCAUCGCACAGAGUCAUCCAAUUCAAGGAUUGUGUGCUGAACAUCUCUCGCCGCAUAUCCUUACCUACUUUGCGCCCUUCCACGGCACAAUCAUUUCCUACAGCAACGCGCGCAUCUCAUCCGCGCCAGAAGAAGCUUUGUCUUCCGGCGAAGGGAGAAAGGUCUACUCGCAAGCAAUCAAUGAAUAUGCAGCGACUCACGUGUGGCUUACGGCAGAUUUUCUUAUUUUUAAACCAUCGAAGGGGGACAUUAUCGAAGGCUAUAUCAAUCUACAAAACGAGAGCCAGAUUGGGCUCCUGUGUUGGAACUUCUUCUCCGCCAGCAUCGACCGCAAAAGACUGCCAAAGCAGUGGAAAUGGGUACCUGGAAGCAUGACUGCUGGAAAGCGAAAAAGAAAGUUGAAACGACCAUCAUCUGACAGGGAAAUGGACAUCGACGAAUCCUCACAAAGUCAAUCGCACAACAAAGUACCUAAAAGUCCUGAGAGCAUAGAAGGCUACUUUACGGAUGGCAAUGGUGAGAAAAUCCAAAGACUUGUACAGUUCCGAGUGAACGAUGUGGAGACUUCAGCAGGCGUAUCCAGGGAAGUUGGUCUGAUAAGUGUAAAAGGAACGAUGUUGAGCGAUGAAGACGAAGCGGAACUUUUACACAAUGAGAGAAUCGAGACCCUGGGAGGAGUAAAUAGAGGGAUGGAUGCUGGUAAUCAACCUGCGGCUGGAAGGGUCUCAAAUGCACACGAUGAUAUGAUAGACGUUGAUUCACCGUCAUAA